AUGUCCUGUGAUCUCACACUGGACCCAAACACAGCACACAGAAACCUCUCUCUGUCUGAGGGGAACAGAAGGGUGGAGAGGGUUAAAGAGGAGCAGCCGUAUCCUGAUCACCCAGAGAGAUUUGAUUUAGUUCCCCAGGUGCUGUGUAGAGAGGGUCUGACUGGGCGCUGUUACUGGGAGGUCGAGUGGAGCGGGCUGGCUGACAUAGGAGUGACAUAUAAAGGCAACAGCAGAAAAGGAGACGGUUCUUUCUGUGACUUUGGAUACAAUAACAAGUCCUGGCGUCUGGCCUGCCGUGGGAAUCAUUACAUUGCUCUCCACAAUAAUGAAUAUACUACUAUACCUGCACCACACCUCAUCAACCCUCCUCAACCCCAGGGAGACCUGUCCUCCUCCCCUUCACACCUCAUCAACCCUCCUCAACCCCAGGGAGACCUGUCCUCCUCCGCUCCACACCUCAUCAACCCUCCUCAACCCCAGGGAGACCUGUCCUCCUCCACUCCACACCUCAUCAACCCUCCUCAACCUCAGGGAGACCUGUCCUCCUCCCCUCCACACCUCAUCAACCCUCCUCAACCCCAGGGAGACCUGUCCUCCUCCCCUCCACACCUCAUCAACCCUCCUCAACCCCAGGGAGACCUGUCCUCCUCCGCUCCACACUUCAUCAACCCUCCUCAACCCCAGGGAGACCUGUCCUCCUCCCCUCCACACCUCAUCAACCCUCCUCAACCCCAGGGAGACCUGUCCUCCUCCCCUCCACACCUCAUCAACCCUCCUCAACCCCAGGAGUAG
Molecule: messenger RNA, 792 nt
Organism: Salvelinus namaycush (lake trout)
Lineage: Eukaryota; Metazoa; Chordata; Actinopteri; Salmoniformes; Salmonidae
Product: extensin-like
Exons: 3
Coding region: 1-792 (263 amino acids)
Source: RefSeq, a predicted model, not a curated record